AGGCCUAUUUUGAUUCUUUUCCAAAUAAAUAUUGAUAGAUAGAUAUAUGUAAAUCAAAUAGUUCAAGCCUAAUUUGGUCUCAGUCAGUUUCCUUCAAUAUCAGAAGCUUCAAGACAAACUUAAAGGUCAAAACAAGAUGAAGAAGAUGGAAUCAAAGAAAUUGCGUGGUCCCAGAUGGUGGGAUAGCUUCGUAGGACCCAAAAACAGCAACUCCAAGUGGGUUCAAGAGAAUCUUGAAGAGAUGAACCGGAAUGUUACAAGGAUGCUGAAAGUGAUUGAAAAUUCAAGUGCAGAGUCAUUUGCUAGAAAGGUGGAAAUAUAUUAUGAGCGUAGGCAAGAAUUAAUCAACCUUGUUGUAAAAUGCUACAGUAUACACUGUUCAUUGGCGGAGCGCUGUAAUCAUGGGACAGGAGAGGUUCUCAACUACAUUCCUAAUUCACAUCUUAUUCGAUCACAUGCCCCUGACAUUACUUCCCCGCCUCUUUUAUCUCAACAUCCUAGCUCUAAGCAGUUCAAUAAUGUUCAUGAACGCUCUGUUUCUAAGCAACUUAAACGCCGUGUUUCUGUUAAAGGGAGUAAUAAUCACAUCAGAGGACAAAUUACUAAAUGUCCAGCUUCCGGCUCUACUUACAGUAUGAACAUGGCCCCUGUCCGCUAUGGCGGCAGCUAUGGCAUCGGCUAUGGCGGCUAUGGCAGCGGCUAUGGCGGCUAUGGCAGCGGCUAUGGAGGCUAUGGCAGCGGCUAUGGCGGUGGCUUUGGCGGUGGUAAAUCUCAACUACCGAUGUCGUUGGACUUUUGGCCCAAACCAGAACCACCCAGCAGUAACUACUUCUCAAAUUACUACUCAGAUACACAGAGUGACGAUGAUGAUGAUGAUGAAUUGGAGGCUGAGCUACACGAUAUGAUAGUGAAACUUUACAUACAGCUGGAAGGGGAUCGAGUUGACAAGGCAUUAUUAGAAGAAAUGUUGGAUCUAAAUGUUCUAGGGCUUCAAUCACAACAACCGGUCAUUUCUGAUGUUGUGUCUGACUAUUAUUCAUUCAGCAGUAGUGAUGACUCAUAUACACAGAGCAACGAUGAUGAUGGAGAAGAGUUGGAGGCUGAGCUACACGAUAAGAUAGAGAAACUUUACAUAGAGAUGGAAGGGGAUCGAGUUGUUUCAAUGUUGCAGGGUGGAAUUUUGAGAGAAUCAAUAUCAUCAAAUGUUGACAAGGCGUUAUUAGAAGAAAACUUGGAGCUUCAAGGUGAAAUUUUCAGACUCUUGAAGGAAAUGUCAUAUUUGGAGGAAUAUAAUGAACGCUGCCAAUCAUUAGAUAAGGCUCUUAGUCAAGCUAUAGAAGAGAGAAUAGAAGCAGAGACUUUGUUUGCAUCGGAAGUUGAGCAACUAAAGGCAAGCAUUGUCAAGAAGAACAAUGAUGUCGAAGAAUUGAACAAAAUCCUUGAAGCAGUAGCAGCAGAGAGAGAUCAGCUGAAAGCCAGAGUUGCAAUGCUUGAUGCUGACCCCUAUAAGUCAUAAAGAAUUGAAGAUCAAAUGAACAAGCAUAUGCACCAAAACGAUUAACGAUGUGUAGUGUGUUGAUUUUGUUGCUGAAAUUCAAGGGGUGAGUAAAAUGGUAGAAUGAGUCGAAGAGA
This is a messenger RNA of Solanum stenotomum, 1632 nucleotides long. RefSeq lists its product as uncharacterized. The record is from RefSeq and is a predicted model, not a curated record. Gene Ontology annotation, cellular component: vacuolar membrane. Gene Ontology annotation, molecular function: actin binding. The transcript has 5 exons. NCBI's taxonomy places the organism in Eukaryota, Viridiplantae, Streptophyta, Magnoliopsida, Solanales, Solanaceae. Bases 137 to 1516 code for a protein of 459 amino acids.